Molecule: messenger RNA, 987 nt
Organism: Fragaria vesca subsp. vesca
Lineage: Eukaryota; Viridiplantae; Streptophyta; Magnoliopsida; Rosales; Rosaceae
Exons: 1
Coding region: 1-987 (328 amino acids)
Biological process (GO): regulation of DNA-templated transcription
Molecular function (GO): DNA binding
Source: RefSeq, a predicted model, not a curated record
AUGGCUUACCCUCCUCUGGGUGUGGGUUUCCGAUUUCGCCCAACUGACCGGGAAUUGGUGGCUUACUAUCUCCACAACCGGGCUGUUAUGGGUGAUCAAUUUCAGUCCAGUUUCGUCUUCAAUUGUCCAGAUAUCUACGGGCAAACUGAGCCCUGGAUCAUUUGGGACUUGUUCGGUGGAAACUUGAUAGAAGAGGGAGAAGCUCUGUAUUUCUUCACUCAGCGCAAGAAGUUGAAUCCCAAAGCCAAAAGGUUUCAUAGGAAAGUGGGUUCCGGAACUUGGAGUGCGCAGUCUAAAGAUGAUGUUGUUUCUGCUGAUCAUCAUGUUAUUGGUACUAAAAGAGAAUUUCGAUAUGAGAAGGGAUCUGAUCCACUUCAAAAUGGGGUUUGGUUGAUGCAGGAGUACGAGCUCACAUCCCUCAAUGAUAUGGUGCUCUGCACCCUCAGGAAAAGCUCCAGACCCCCAGCAGAAACAGCUUCUUCAUCUACUGCUGCUCCUCCUCUGAAUCAGAGUGUUGAUGAGAAUUUUGGCAACAAAAUGAAAAGGAAGAUGAAUUUCUGUGAGGAGGAGGAGGAGGAGGACUCUUGCAAAAGAAAAAAGUUGGAACCUCCUAAACCCUCUUACUUGUAUGAGCAACACUUUGAUGUUGAUAAGCUCUUUGAUUUUGAUCAUCAACCCAAGACUCCAGACCACAUGGUUUCUGUUGCUCAACCUUUUGUUCAAGUUGAAAAGAGCAAUGAUGAUCUCAUCAUGCCUUCAUUAAUUAGUGAUGAUGAAAGCCUUGAGGCUGUUCAGGUCAUGGCCUCAGUUGGUCAAUCAAUAUGUGCUGCUACUAUUAAUUCUCUAAUGGAUAGUCCAAUUUCAUUUGAGCAUUUUGAUGCUGAAGUUGAUGAAUUCCUUGGCUUGACUGCUGAUGAUUAUAAUAAUAAUAAUAAUGAGGAUGGUAUUUCUCAGUUCUCAAGUUCUGAUUUAAGUUGUUUGGACUGA